CAUAGAGUCCCUAGAUGGCAUUCACGCACGGAUUUUCGUCGUUCUCCGUUGCCAGUUGGAAAGCUGUCCGAUCUUCGGAAGAAAUUGUAGGGCUCGUCCGCACGUAAUAAUUUUUUCCGAGACAGAUCAGAGAUACAAGCAUGUAACAGGCUGUUCGAGGAGGGUGAAAGAAGAAAACAAUCAGGAAGCUUGCAGGCGAUUCAGUAACUCUCUAGUUUGAUUGUAGAACUCUCUGUCUGAACCUCUUUUUCAGAUAUUUGCAUUUUCAUCCGACAUCAGUGUGAAUGUGGUUCCGUCACUAUGCUCAGCAAAUAAUGUCAAGCAACGUGGUUUUUUGUCGAUUAAACAUCCAGGCAUAUAGCUAGUUAUUUGUAUAUGGGUGGAUGUUCUUGUUUUGGAGCGUACAAACUCCUGCUCUUGCUAAGAUGGCAUUGAAGAUGGUCUUUCCUUCAAUAUUUUUCCUUUUUUCUGCGGCUGAGUCAUCUGGCAUCUCAAGGAAAAUGUUAUAUCUUAACCUGUAUGGACAGUCAAACAUACUUCUGAGCUGGCCGAUCUUAAGUGCAGGCAUAUUCGUGUUGGUUUCAGUAGUCUUGUCACUGUUCCUUGUAUUGGAUCAUCUUGUUGUGUAUUAUGAGCCCGAGGAGCAGAAAUUUCUGAUCGGCAUCAUUCUUAUGGUUCCUGUCUAUGCUAUCGAAUCGUUCUUAUCACUAUUGAAUUCAAAAGCUGCAUUCAUCUGUGAAAUUAUGCGCGACUGUUACGAGGCCUUUGCUCUAUAUUGCUUUGAGAGGUAUUUAAUUGCAUGCCUAGGAGGUGAGGAGAGAACAAUUAAGCUUAUGGAGAACCAGGUCCAAACCAGUUCUAGCAUGCCUCUUUUGGAACUUGCUUACGAAGAUAGAGUUAUAAGGCAUCCAUUUCCAUUGAAUUGUUGUAUGAGGAAAUGGUAUCUUGGCCCAGACUUCUAUCAAGCUGUGAAAAUUGGUAUUGUACAAUAUAUGAUAUUGAAGACAAUUUGUGCACUCUUAGCAAUCAUUUUGCAGCUUUUUGGGGUCUAUGGUGAAGGAAAGUUUGAAUGGACUUGUGGGUAUCCAUAUCUAGCGGUCGUUUUGAAUUUUAGCCAGACAUGGGCUUUGUAUUGCCUCAUACAGUUCUAUUCUGUUACCAAGGACAAACUCGAUCAUAUAAAGCCUCUCGCCAAGUUUCUUGUGUUCAAGUCCAUUGUAUUUUUAACCUGGUGGCAAGGAAUUAUUGUUGCGUUUCUCUUUUCAACUGGAGCUUUUAGAGGCCAUUUAGCACAGGAGCUGAAAACUCGCAUCCAAGAUUAUAUAAUAUGCAUUGAGGUAUGAUGCCAUAUAAUGUUC
Molecule: messenger RNA, 1358 nt
Organism: Dendrobium catenatum
Lineage: Eukaryota; Viridiplantae; Streptophyta; Magnoliopsida; Asparagales; Orchidaceae
Product: protein LAZ1 homolog 1
Exons: 8
Coding region: 384-1343 (319 amino acids)
Biological process (GO): transport
Molecular function (GO): transporter activity
Source: RefSeq, a predicted model, not a curated record